AGCUGAGAAGCUAGGUAAACAAACUGGGGGAGGAGUGAAAAUAGGCAGCAGGGACUUUGCAGCCUGUGGGCUUUCGGGGAAUCUUUUAUAUUCAUUUUUUUUUUACAAUUUGUAGUUGUCUGUUUCCUACACACUUUUAAUACUUUGAUACUCCGACCUCGACACUUUUUUGAACAGCUGAAAUUCGCCUGACUUUGUUGCAACGGGGCUAACAUUAGUUAGCUUGUUACCGUCGGCAACAAAUAACGUAAACGUCAGUUGCCUACUUUGAUUUGAAUUGAAGAACCAGCAAAUACAAAAACGAACCAAUUGUUCUCGUGUUUUAGCUUAUAUAUAGCAAUACUUGUUGAGAAACAAUAUAGUAGUCAACCUGUCGCCCGUUCAAAAAUAAUUCUGCCCCAGUCGCUAACAGUAUCAUACCAACACGUAUCGUUAGCCUCAGCAGAAUGACGGCAGUGCAGCUGAUUAAUAUCCAGAGGUUAUUGGAAGCUGCGGAAUAUCUAGAAAGAAGAGAACGAGAAUGUGAACACGGAUAUGCCUCGACGUUUCCAGCUAUUCAGAACACAAAUUACCAGAGACAACGGAAGUUUCGAAACAAAAAGUACAACAACAACCACAACAGGUCCACACACAACGAGCUAGAGAAGAACCGGCGAGCCCACCUCCGACUGUGUCUGGAGCGAUUGAAGGCUCUCAUCCCACUGGGCCCAGACUGCAACCGUCACACCACCUUGGGCUUGCUCAACAAAGCCAAAGGACAUAUUAAGAAACUUGAAGAGGCGGACCGGCGGAGUCAGCACCAGCUGGAGUGUCUGGAGCGCGAGCAGCGGCACCUCCAGAGGCAGCUGGACCUGCUGCAGGGCGGCGGCGGCGUGCUGGUCUCGUCCCCCUCGCCCUCCUCCUCGCCCUGCUCGGCCGGCGGCGAGGGAGAGCGGAUACGCAUGGACAGCGUGGGGUCCACCCUGUGCUCCGACCGCUCGGAUUCCGAUCAAGAAGAGAUUGAGGUGGAUGUGGAGGGCACCGAGUUCUCCCAUGGCGAGCUGGACAGUGCCAGCACGGCCAGCACCAGUGACCUGGACGACCACAGCAGCCUGCAGAGUGUGGCCAGUGACGAGGGCUACUCCAGCUGCAGCGUCAAACUGGCCUCCUAGAGACUCCCCAACCACCACCCCCCACACACACACACACACGCACAAAUACACCACCAACCAGCCGCCCACCACUAUUCUCCUCCGACUCCACGUCCUGCUUCUCCUCGUCACCUCCACCGCUACCCUCUGUCUGCCCAUGUCCCCACUCCCAUGGUCCCACGCUCCCCAGCCCGAACUCCAGACCCAGCCUACAGACUCAACUCUGGCUCUAUCUCUGCGGAAAAAGGCCACCAACACCACCACCACUAGCCCUCCCAUCCUAGCAGGAAGGUCUCAGCAGCCUCCCUCCUCUCUACACCCUACUGGAAAAAUCAUCUCGGGCAGACCGGUGACGAGUGUGUGUUUGUGGCUGCACGAGAACCUGUGCUCAAGGGUGUGUGUGUGUGUGUGUGUGUGUGUGUCGCAUGAGGAGCGUUGCAAAAAGCACUCAAAAAUGGGGGGAUUUGUACGAUGUCAUUGCAUUUUUUGUGUUGCAUAGGGCCUUCGAUGUGCGCCUCUUAAGCUUCAGAAACACACAGAAAGCCACCAAAGCACUUCCUGCUGUGUGUUACGAGCAAGGAAUGGGGUUUGGGAGUAGAUUCUUGAACAAAGGCUUUUGACGUGUCCACCACAAAAAAAGCCCACCUCAUCACCUUGUUAGGUUUGGUUUGAAUUCGCAACUGCAGUGGGCAUAUAGGAAUUUUUAUACUUGUGUGGUUUUGAAAUGGAGAGUACAAGACGUCCCAUCGAAUUCAAGAUUCACGUAUGUACUGAAAAUAAAGACCAAAAAAAAAAUCCAAGCACUUAAAAUCGAAACCUGUUACUCUAGGGUUUUUCAUUUCAAGCUCAGUCUUAUUAUUAGUCAUCGUGUGAAUCCUGAACUGACAACCUUUCGUCAACGUCGGCCCUGUUUUUCAUCUGCCGACAAGACCACGAACAAGUAGAAUUUUUCGGAAUGCAUUGUAGUGUGUAUGUGUGUUUGGUUUUGUGGGGGAGCGGGGACUUGCAAAAGCGUAAUUUGCCAUAUCAACAAUUGUUUUGGGGCCCGCUUCUCUUGCUUCCGUGUUUAUUGUUUGGAUGGUGUUUUUUGUUCCUUUUUUUGCUGUUUUUUUCCCCCCCAGUUUUUGUUUUUAUUUGUACCGGCCGUUGGCUGGCACAAACGUCGUCAUUGGUGCUAUGUGAACACCUGAGGCCCAGGUCGCUGCCCUGCAGCACCUCACCGCCCACCAAAAACAAGCACUCUCAGUCCAGCCCCGCCCUCCCUCCUCCCCUCUGGUGUUAUUGGGGUGUAUUGGGGGAGUGGCGUCCAACCCAAAAGCAGCUACCGCCACCACCACUUCCUCUUCUCCUCUCUGCACUUGCUUACAAAGUAGGUGUCCAUAGCAACUGGCUCAAUAUUUAAGGAGAAAAAAAAGAAAAUAGAAAAUAAAAAAAAAUCUGAAAAAGAGAAGGACAAAAAAAGGACUUUUGAGUACACAACCCUUCUAGCAGUAAGAAGCAAUAACUCCUGUAGUGAUCUCUCUCUCUCUCUCUCUCUCUCUCUCUCUCUCGACAAUUUGGAUUUCUUUUCCAGAGAUACAGACCCAAAGUGUCCGUCCAGUAAGCAGAUCUGACUUGCUUAUGAAUAAUAUUUUUAUUUUGUACAUACAUACAGAUAGUUUAAUAAUAAAAAAGAAAGAUUUUAAAUGAAGGAAUGUGGAGUUUUAAAAAAACAAAAAGGAAAAAAAAUGGUAGGAACACAUUGAUCCCCUCUGGUAGACCUGUUGCCUCUGUUGCUGUUUGGUCCUUGCUAUUUGAACUGUUUUUUGUGUCCGCUGUGUGUAUGUUAAAUUAUAUUUUCUCUAAUACAGAUGGCCAUGGGCCAGACAUUGUGGCAUGGACAGUGUUACUUUGUUCGUUUUGCUGGUUGAAAGGUUCAAAUGUUUCCACUCUGUAGCCAGACCAAAAGAAGGCAUACAUACACACACAGUUUUCAAUUUUCUUUCUCUGGGAGGGGAGGAAACUGAAAUAUACGGUCCACACCAAACCAAAGUGGAGAUUAAAAAUUUGAGAUAAGGUUCCAUGCCAGCUUAUGAGAGGCUUUGUGAAACUUACAUCUCCUAUGGAGCUGUCUAGUUUCUCAUUCUUGGAGAUUACGUUGAGGUCGGUGGAGAGUUUGAAUGUCUAUGGCAAGGUAAACUCAUAAAAAAAUUGUAAUUAAUAUCACUGAUGCCUUGUUUAUCUGUUCUGCGAAGGAACCCAGCAUACACGUGUCACAAAGUCGAAUCCAAAGUAAACUGAAUAUGAGGAAUUCAAUCUAAUGUCCUCUGGAACUUGAUCUCAAAUUUUAGCCCUUGGUGGAAGACCCUUAUUUUUACACUGAAGACAUAAUUAGUUAUGAAAACUCCCUUCCCUCCCCACAUUCACAAAAGUGUAUUUAUUUGAUCAGUUAAUUUUUUUCCUUUUCUGUUUUGGUUAGUUCAUUUUAUUUUCAAGGUGACAUGCAUUCCACUGUCAUUUAGUGCAUAAGGUGUAUUUUAUUCACAUAUUUUAAAAAGCUUCUGGGCCGAACUGUUUUCUUUUCCUACACCUUCUCUUUUAUUUAAUCAACGUGCACUAGUUGGUGUCAUGCUCUGCUGUAAGCCGUUCUUCAGUGCUUUCUCUUGCCGCUCAGUCAAGAAGCCAUAAAUGCUCUGUGAUUGAGAAUUGUCCAUAUUUAUUUUUGUCCUUGCAAUAACACAAAAAAAGCAACAAAAAAAAUCUUAAUUUAUUGGUUUGUUUCUCUGUAAUUUUAGUGUCACCUCUUUUUUUUUGAUUCUUUAAAUGUCACUUUUUCUUUUCGUUUGCAGAAUUUGGUUAUUUUAAUAUAUUGGAGGGGCAAAAAAAAAAAACCAACAAAUGUUUUGUAGCCAUUUUAUUUAUUGAAUUCCCACCCCUCCAUUCUGUUGCUGAUAUCUGGUGCUUGAAAUGUCAUCAGCCCAGAAUGAGAUUCCUUCCUGUCAGGGUAGCGACCUGUCUGUAAAAAGCUACAUCCAAUUCAGUCCUUAUAGUCCAGUGUAGUCCAUGUGGAUUGUCCUUUUAAGGUCAUGUUAACAAGAGGCUUCAGAGGCAACAUGACUUGUUUUUAAGGUGUCAGUAUUUGCAAUCAGCGAAACACUCCACUGGCGAGAAGACCUCGUAUGAGUGCAGCUGCCUUUACUGCGUGUGUGUGUGUUAAGUCAUUAUCACUGUUGUCAAUGAAGCUUGAUCUUAAAGAAGAGAAUUGGAAAUGUGAUGUCAGGAUGUUGUGGUGGCCUCGUACGGCUCUGAGAAGAAUCUCUCUCUCUCUCUCUCUCUCUCUCUCUCUCUCUCUCUCUCUGUUUUGGCCGAUGAGAAGAAUCUAACUUUUAAAGAAGAACAUAGUAAUAAUAAAUAGUAAAAGAUGUUUAAAAGUGGUGCUCUUCUUCAGCAAAUGGCCAAACCUGUGGCGAGACUCCUCGUCCCCCUCCUUGUGUGCUCUAUAGCCUACCUGCCACCGAGGAGGGGCUGUUUCUUUUCCGCUCGUCAUCUCUUAUGACUCCAUUCUUUUUCUCUUUUCUGUUGUUACUUUUGUUUUGUUUUCAGAGUAUUGCGUUGUUCUAUUUUUUUUCUCUCUCUCUCUGAAAUCUGCACUAUGAUAAAUGUGGGGCCCAUUGUAAUGACAGUGUUCCUCCGAUGACGCCACACCAAAACGCGUUGGGCCCGCCGCCCGUAUCCUGGCGACCACCGAGUCGCCCGGGGAUGAAGGACUGAUCCAAGGUGGCAGAUGGGAUUGGCUACAGCCUGUAUUCAGCCUGCCGGUGUUGGCUUGGAAUUCACUGAGAAGGGAGAGCGGGCUGUCAAUUAAAUAAAGCUAUUCCACCCUGGAA
Alosa alosa (allis shad) is the source of this 4996-nucleotide messenger RNA. RefSeq names its product max interactor 1, dimerization protein (gene mxi1). Gene Ontology annotation, molecular function: DNA-binding transcription factor activity, RNA polymerase II-specific; protein dimerization activity; RNA polymerase II cis-regulatory region sequence-specific DNA binding. The transcript has 6 exons. Gene Ontology annotation, biological process: regulation of transcription by RNA polymerase II. The record is from RefSeq and is a predicted model, not a curated record. Bases 447 to 1151 code for a protein of 234 amino acids. Lineage: Eukaryota; Metazoa; Chordata; Actinopteri; Clupeiformes; Clupeidae.